Molecule: messenger RNA, 2460 nt
Organism: Mytilus californianus (California mussel)
Lineage: Eukaryota; Metazoa; Mollusca; Bivalvia; Mytilida; Mytilidae
Product: shiftless antiviral inhibitor of ribosomal frameshifting protein homolog
Exons: 8
Coding region: 157-696 (179 amino acids)
Biological process (GO): viral translational frameshifting; innate immune response
Molecular function (GO): sequence-specific mRNA binding; ribosome binding
Source: RefSeq, a predicted model, not a curated record
UAUAUUGAGUUGAUUUUUAAACCACAAUAAUAUUGCAAUUCGUAUACAAAUACUUUUAAAGAUUUAUUAUAGACUGUAGAUUGGUAUUGACCAAAUGUAAACAAUAAACAGUCAAUAAUUAUAUCUAAAAAGAUAGGACUAGUGUAUGUUAUGUAAAUGGAGGACAACGAGCCUGAGAUAAAAAGACUGCAAGAGCUGUUCAAAGGACGAUUUACGUUUGAGGAAGCACAGUCACUUAUCAGCCAUCACCAUGGAGAUUGCCUGGCAGCUGCUAAUUUUGUCAUCGAUGAAGAACCUCAAAGAGUCAGAGAUGUUAUUGGCACCGAAAAUGAAUCGUGGCAAGUUAUUGCAAAUAAUCACAAUUGGAACGAUCUAGUGCGACAAGGAAUUAUCGAAAAACAGGAGAGACUGUUUGCAUGCGGUCCGUGUGAUAAUGUUUGGUGGAGGAAAGUUCCAAGUCGGAAGCUGUCAAUUUUCAGAUUAAUUGACCGAGGUGGUAAAUUCAGUACUGUUCAGAUGAUUUGCAUUCAGUCAAUUCACAACUGUUCAGAAGCGUUUUGGAAAAUUCAGUAUAUUGGUGAUCUGUACAGGUUUCAAGAUGUGUGCUGUGUCGUAUACGAUAUGAAGCUGUACCGAGACAACAUGAAUGGGGAAGAGCCAAAUAUCAAUGCCAAUUUUGUGGAAAUAUCUUCAUAGGAUUCGGACAAAUGGGAGUCGCUUCAAAUUUGUGUUACAGAUGCGAAACUGCUUGUUCACCAAUUGCUAUCCUGCCAGGACGGAGAAUUGAAGGGAGAAGAUCAAGAAAUGUCCAUUCAUGUCUCUGCCAUAAUUGUUUUAAUCGUGCAGAUGGACCUUUUGUUGAAGCAACCUGUGUCCAUCCACGAUCAUUGGACAGGCGGGUAGUUUAUGCUAGCCAACAACACAUUAGCACCGGAUCAACAGUUGAUACUUUCUUAACCCAAGAUGACUUGGCUUCCCAGGCUUCUGAUUUCGAACCAACGUUAUCAGAUAUUGAUGAAUAAUCGAGCAGCAGUUUACAAAUAGAAAAUAAAUGUUCAAAGCAGCUUUUUUAUGUAUUCUUGUGACUCUAAAAUCUCACAAAAUAUAAUUAUUUAAACACCAGGUGAAUAUUAUAUCAUUUGACGAUAUGACGCGAAUAGACGGCUUCAUGACCAUUAAAUACAUUACGUCAGGGCAUUUUAUCCAAACCUUCUACCAAAAUUAAUUAAAACAUCGCAGCUUUUUGUUUAUUCUUGUGACUCUAAAAUCAAACAAAAAUAAUGUCUCAUACAUCAGGUGAAUAUUAUAUCAUUCGACGCGAAUAGAACGUGUCAUGACCACGAAAUACAUUACACCAGGACGUCUUACCCGAACACUCCCCAAACAGAAAUAAACAGCUUUUUGAUUAUUCUUGUAAUCAAUGUUGUUAUUUGAAAACGAACAAUGAUAAUACUUUUUAAAACAGCAGGUGCAUAUAAUAUCUCUUGAAGAACAAAGAGAUGCUGUCUUGGCCAUUAGACACUUCGGUAAAAGUCCUACCCCAACAAAAUCAAACAAACAAACAAACAAAUAAACAGACAAUACCUUAGGAUCAACAAAAGACAAAAACAACAACAAUAACACCAAAGGUCACAAUACUUAAACAUAACGCAUAAAAAAACCCAAAAAACUUUAACAGAACAAAAAUUAAACCAACAAAAAUGUGCGCCGUGCUGUAUAAACGAGGUAUUAAAUUGUGUGUCACAAUAUGUCAUUUUGGUACGAUAGUCAAAAUAUGUAUAAAAACCGACAAUUCACAUAAAAAGGGAAAAUCAAAAUGACCGUAUGGUAUAAUAUGGUCAACUACAAAUUAUGGCAAACAAUUCUACCAAGUGUAUGAACUUUCUGUCAAAUGGUCUUAGAGGAUUUGCGUUCAAAAUAUGUUGUUGUUACACUCAUUAUAUACCAUAAAACCUUUAGUUGUAUUUCACCAGAUGUUUGCAAUUCUAUUAUUAUGAAUUAUAAUCGUGCAAAGAAUGGUGUCUUCACGUUCUCUAGUUCGCCGAUAGAUUUUCCGUAUACAGUGACCAUCAUUACGAGACCUCUCUCUAGUACUUUGGAAAGCGCACAGCGCAAGUGCAAGGGACAAACAUUGUUGAAAGAAAAGAUAGAAAGGAUGUUUAAGAUAGCGUUAAUUGAUUCUGACAGAAAAAUGUAGAUACACCAAAUCAUUUUACAACUGUGAUGACAAAAUUUUUCACGUGCUUCAUGAUUCUAUGAGGAAUGUUUAUCGAGUUACGCUAGGUAAAUUUCGACAAUAAACAACAAAAUUUUAUUUGAAAAUAUUAUAGACCGUUUAUUCCGUAAGAAACAAGUACCGUAAUAUUUUGUUAUGUGCAAUUAUCUUUUUUUUUAUUUCGAACUACUACUAUGAGGGAACGGCUAAUCCACGACAACCCCCUAGAUGAGUUUCAAUAAACU